Messenger RNA from Microtus oregoni (creeping vole), 4328 nucleotides. It is a transcript of the gene Hdac7, whose product is annotated as histone deacetylase 7. Lineage: Eukaryota; Metazoa; Chordata; Mammalia; Rodentia; Cricetidae. The record is from RefSeq and is a predicted model, not a curated record. The transcript has 25 exons. Gene Ontology annotation, biological process: negative regulation of transcription by RNA polymerase II; chromatin organization. Gene Ontology annotation, cellular component: histone deacetylase complex. Bases 375 to 3302 code for a protein of 975 amino acids. Gene Ontology annotation, molecular function: histone deacetylase activity.
CGGCAGCGUCCCGCGUUCCGGGUUCGGCGCUGCCUCCCGGGGCGGUGUGCCGCGCCCCGCCGCGAUCGGUGUCUGCAGCCAGCCUGUGUGCCGCUGAGCAAAGCCUGCCGGGGUGGUGUGUCCCAGGGCCGCGAGCGCCGGCCCCCUCCCUCCCCUCCCCCUUGGCCCGCUCUCAGACUCAGAUAAAGCAUUUCCUUCCAUUGUCAUCCUACCCGGCCGGCCUGGCUGCCAGGGCCCUCCCCCUCCCGGCCCCCUCCCUUCCUCUCGCCGUCUCACAGUCGCUCUGCAGCCUCCGGCGACCGGGGGGAUGUGAGGCCGGCGCCCCGGCCCCCCGCCCGCCAUGAGCCCCCGGCUCUGAGGGCCCCGGCCCCUGGAUGCACAGCCCCGGCGCGGGCUGCCCUGCCCUCCAGCCAGACACACCAGGCUGCCAGUCCCAGCCCAUGGAUCUGCGCGUGGGCCAGCGGCCCACAGUGGAGCCUGUACCAGAGCCUGCGCUACUGGCCCUGCAGCACCCCCAGCGUCUGCACCGCCAUCUCUUCCUGGCAGGCCUGCAACAGCCACAGCGCUCAGCGGAGCCCAUGAGGCUCUCCAUGGACGCACCAGUGCCAGAGCUGCAGGGGGGACAGCAGGAACAAGAACUUCGGCAAAUUCGCAAUAAAGACAAGAGCAAGCGAAGUGCUGUAGCCAGCAGUGUGGUCAAGCAGAAGCUGGCUGAGGUGAUCCUGAAAAAACAGCAGGCAGCCCUUGAGAGAACAGUCCAUCCCAGCAGCCCCAGUAUUCCCUACAGAACUCUUGAGCCCUUGGACACAGAGGGUGCUGCCCGCUCUGUGCUUAGCAGCUUCCUGCCUGCAGUUCCCAGCCUACCCACUGAAGCCCCGGAACACUUUCCCCUGCGUAAAACAGUGUCUGAGCCCAACCUGAAGCUGCGCUAUAAGCCCAAGAAGUCCCUGGAGCGGCGCAAGAAUCCCCUGCUCAGAAAGGAGAGUGCCCCGCCCAGCCUUCGGAGGCGGCCUGCUGAGACCCUUGGAGACUCCUCCCCCGGUAGUAGCAGCACACCUGCCUCAGGGUGCAGCUCCCCCAAUGACAGCGAGCAUGCCCCCAACCCUGCCCUGGGCUCAGAGGCGCUCUUGGGCCAGCGGCUGCGGCUGCAGGAGACUUCUCUGGCCCCGUUCGCUUUGCCGACAAUGUCCUUGCUGCCCGCAAUCACACUGGGGCUGCCUGCCCCUGCCAGGGCUGAUGGUGACCGCAGGACCCAUUCGACUUUGGGCCCUCGGGGUCCUGUCCUGGGGAACCCCCACGCUCCCCUCUUCCUGCACCAUGGUCUGGAGCCCGAGGCUGGAGGGACCUUACCCUCUCGCCUACAGCCCAUUCUCCUCCUGGAUCCCUCAGUCUCCCACGCCCCACUGUGGACUGUGCCUGGGCUUGGGCCCUUGCCCUUCCAAUUUGCCCAGCCCUUACUGACCACCGAGCGGCUCUCCGGCUCAGGCCUCCACCGGCCACUUAACCGGACCCGCUCAGAACCCCUGCCCCCCAGCGCCACUGCCUCCCCUCUGCUGGGCCCCCUGCAAUCCCGACAGGAUCGGCUCAAACCUCAUGUCCAGCUGAUCAAGCCAGCCAUCUCCCCUCCCCAGAGGCCCGCCAAGCCAAGCGAGAAGCCCCGACUGCGGCAGAUACCCUCAGCUGAGGACCUAGAGACAGAUGGUGGGGGAGUGGGACCUGUGGUGAAUGAUCGCCUGGAACCUAGGGAGUCAGGCCACGGGCCUCCCGAGGGCAGAGGCCCCGUUUCUCUGCAGCAGCGCCAGCAGGUGCCGCUCUGGGAGCAGCAGCAUCUAACUGGGCAGCUCUCCCAGGGAAGCUCCGGCGACUCUGUGUUGCUACCUCUGGCCCAGGUCGGACACCGGCCCUUGUCCAGAACCCAGUCUUCCCCAGCAGCUCCUGUUUCCCUACUGAGCCCAGAGCCCACCUGUCAGACCCAAGUCCUCAACAGCUCAGAGACACCUGCCACAGGGCUGGUCUAUGACUCAGUGAUGCUGAAACACCAAUGCUCCUGUGGAGACAACAGCAAGCACCCUGAGCAUGCAGGCCGCAUCCAGAGCAUCUGGUCCCGGCUGCAGGAGCGGGGUCUCCGCAGCCAGUGUGAGUGUCUCCGGGGUCGAAAGGCCUCCCUAGAGGAGCUGCAAUCAGUCCAUUCUGAAAGGCACGUCCUCCUCUAUGGCACCAACCCCCUCAGCCGCCUCAAACUGGAUAAUGGGAAGCUGACAGGCCUCCUGGCACAGCGGAUGUUCGUGAUGCUACCCUGUGGCGGGGUUGGGGUAGAUACUGACACCAUCUGGAACGAGCUGCACUCCUCCAAUGCAGCCCGCUGGGCCGCAGGCAGCGUCACUGACCUCGCCUUCAGAGUGGCUUCCGGAGAGCUGAAGAACGGUUUUGCUGUGGUGCGGCCCCCAGGACACCACGCUGAUCAUUCCACAGCCAUGGGCUUUUGCUUCUUCAACUCCGUGGCCAUCGCCUGCAGACAGCUUCAGCAACAAGGCAAGGCCAGCAAGAUCCUCAUUGUUGACUGGGAUGUUCACCAUGGCAACGGCACACAGCAAACGUUCUACCAGGACCCCAGUGUGUUGUACAUUUCCCUGCACCGCCAUGAUGACGGCAACUUCUUCCCAGGCAGUGGGGCUGUGGAUGAGGUGGGGACUGGCAAUGGUGAAGGCUUCAAUGUCAACGUGGCUUGGGCUGGGGGCUUGGAUCCACCCAUGGGGGAUCCUGAGUACCUCGCUGCCUUCAGGAUCGUGGUGAUGCCCAUUGCCCGAGAGUUUGCUCCAGACCUGGUCCUGGUGUCUGCUGGAUUUGAUGCUGCCGAGGGUCACCCAGCCCCGCUGGGUGGCUACCAUGUUUCUGCCAAAUGUUUUGGGUACAUGACACAGCAGCUGAUGAACUUGGCAGGAGGUGCAGUGGUGUUGGCCUUAGAGGGUGGUCAUGACCUCACAGCCAUCUGUGACGCCUCUGAGGCCUGUGUGGCUGCUCUUCUGGGCAACAAGGUGGAUCCCCUUUCAGAAGAAGGCUGGAAACAGAAGCCCAACCUCAAUGCCCUCCGCUCUCUGGAAGCUGUGAUCAGGGUGCACAGGAAAUACUGGGGCUGCAUGCAACGCUUGGCCUCCUGUCCAGACUCUUGGCUGCCCAGAGUACCAGGGGCUGAUGCAGAAGUGGAAGCCGUGACUGCACUGGCAUCCCUCUCUGUGGGCAUCCUGGCUGAAGACAGGCCCUCGCAGCAGCUGGUGGAAGAGGAAGAACCUAUGAAUCUCUAGGGCUUCAGAGCAGAUCACCUGCCCUUCAGGCGUCUCCUCACCUCUGUUGUCAGCCCUGUUCCUGGGUCUGCAGAGAUCCUCUGGGCAGGUAGUCAGGUCCAGAGCAUAGCUACCCUGACAGCUACCCCAGGGAACUGAGAAGGCCACUGGGUCUGGGAUGGGGACCAGGAAGGAUCCUGGGAAGAGGCAGGCUGGGCACUAGGGCCCAGCUGGGCUCUUCCAGAAUGGGCCCAGUCCCCUAGCUGUGGCCUCCAGCCCUCAGGACUGCACAGCGGAGGACUGGUUCAGGUGGACCCGUAACUGCCACUAUUUUUAACUUCGAAGGCCCCAGAUUUUGCACACCACCCCAGGCUCCAUACAGAAAUGUGAACUUGGCCUCAGCCAGGGUGGCCCUUCCCAGGUUCUGAAGGGCUAGGGUAGUAGGAGCCAAGGGGUCCCCUAUUCCUGAGGACAGGAGAGCUUCCUCAGUUGUCUUUCGGCAGCCCCGGGCUCUGAGAGCCACUCUGAGCUGCUCUCUCUGUGAGCAGUCACCAGCAAGCCUCCCAUCUGGUCACUGCCCUGCCAGAGGCCACCCUAUGUGGACCAUCUCAGUGCCUUGGUGCAGCAGACAGGUGCUGAGUCCUGUGCUUCCUGACCCAAUGGUGCCAAACCUUCAUCUCCCCUUAGAAGCACAACACAAGCCCAGGGAUGCCUGGUCACUGCCCCCAGAAUGAGCCUGCCUUCUGUUUCUGGGGUUCCCCCACCUCGACUAUGACUGCUGCCCCACAUAGGACUAGCUUGGCUGAGGGGAGAUAAGGUGGGAGAAUAGACAGACAUGGGGGAGGGGAGGCCACCCCAGAAGUCUUCAAGACUUUUGAGGUCAGGCCUGGGGCCAAGAAAGUGUUUGUGUGUAUGCGUGCGUGCGUGCGUGUAAGAGUGUGUGCGUGUGUGUCUUCCCCAAGACCUGCCAUACCUUGUGUAUGUAUGCAUGUUUUUGUAAAAAAGAAAAAAAUGGAAAAAAAACUGAACAAUAAAUGUUUUAUUUGC